Molecule: messenger RNA, 1507 nt
Organism: Dama dama (fallow deer)
Lineage: Eukaryota; Metazoa; Chordata; Mammalia; Artiodactyla; Cervidae
Gene: SUSD3
Product: sushi domain containing 3
Exons: 5
Coding region: 258-1028 (256 amino acids)
Cellular component (GO): plasma membrane
Source: RefSeq, a predicted model, not a curated record
GACGGGGUUCACAUGUGCUACUCACCCAGAACACCUGGUCUGGGGAGGACCCUGGCGGUCGGAGGGGCAGGGACCGAGAGCAACGCCUGCGCAGGGCCCUGGAGCGAGACUUUCCGCUCAGCGACUUUCGCCCCCUCGGGGCCGAGGGCUCCCGCGGGGUCGGCCCCGCCCUCUACCCUGCGAGGGCGCGUCCUGGCCGCCCCGCCCACGCUGGCCCCUGCGCGGCAGUCCGGCCAAGCGCCGCGGAGGGCGCGGGGAUGCGCGGGGCGGCGGCGACCCUCCGCCGCAGGGCGAGGCCCGGGGGGCGCAAGGAGAGCGCCAUGCCCACCCCCGGGAACGGCACAGGCAUGUGUGUGCAAGUGCAGCAGCCCCUGCAGGGCACCUUCCAAGUACUUCGUGGGGAUGGCACUUCUGUGGGGACUGUCAUCGUGUUCCACUGCCCCUCGGGCCACCAGAUGGUGGGGUCUGGCCUCCUCACCUGUGCCUGGAAGGGGAACAUCGCUGAGUGGUCUUCAGGGACCCCCAUGUGCAAGACUGUGCCCCCCUACGAAACCUUUGGCUUCAAGGUGGCCGUGAUCUCCUCAGUCAUCAGCUGCGCCAUCAUCAUGCUCAUGUCCAUGGCCUUCCUCACCUGCUGCUUCGUCAAGUGUGUGAAGAGGGGUGAGCAGCGGCGAUCCAACAGGGCAAACCAACUGUGGCUCCAGCUGAGAGGCGAGGAUUUGGAGACAGUGCAGGCUCCCUACCUCGGCCUUAAGGGCGUCAGCAGCAACAGCAGCAUCAGUGGAGGGUCCAGGAUCCAGCCUGUCCAAGUGCACGACAAUCGCAGCUUCACCACAGACCUUGGCGAGGGUACCAGAGAGCUGGCCAGCGUGGCCCGAGGCGUGGACAAGGACUUCUGGACCGCUAGUGGCCCCACCAGCUCACCCCGCGCCCAGGUGAUGGUGCAUACAGCAAACCCAGGGCAGAUCCUGCCUCCCUCCAGGCCAACUGUGAUGCUCAGACAGCCUGCAGCCUAUGUCCCAGGGUGACCAAAGCAGAGACCAGAGCCUGCCCUCCACAGUGGGAAGGCCAGGACGACCCUACCAGCUGACACCUGCAUCUCGACAUGUGUCCAGCUCAAGAUUGGUCAGUGAAAUCAGCUUCCCGGCUUAGAGAUCCCUCAGAGCAUUGAGUUGGGGACCCUCUCAGGGGGUGACCUGUCCCAGGGGAGCCCAGCCAUAGCUGUUUUUAUAGACAGGGCUCCUUGAAACCACCACUGAGGUUCACAAAACCAUCUGCAGCCUCCCUCUAGUGAGGCUCCUUUGAAGAGACUGGAGGACAUUUUAGGCACGUCUAGUUUUGCAUAGCAGAGUGGAGGAGAUGACAGCAGACUCCUCCACAGUUAUAGCUGGCUGCCUUGUACCUACAAGCAGAGACCCAGCUGGGAUGCUGCAUCCAUUAUCUGUAAAGUUGUGGUAAGGGGUAUGAAAUAAACAAUUCUUUGAAAAACAAUAAAGGUAAGAAUUAC